Ectocarpus sp. CCAP 1310/34 is the source of this 771-nucleotide messenger RNA. NCBI's taxonomy places the organism in Eukaryota, Phaeophyceae, Ectocarpales, Ectocarpaceae. The record is from the annotation of a GenBank genome assembly.
AUGAUCCAAACCACCGGCACCGAGAGCGACUCAGACGUGGCACCGACGUACGAUAAGCUGGACCCGUCAGUGACUGCUGCCAUACUGGCCCAGGCUGCGUUUCGAGGCUACCGCCUCCGUGAGCGCCUUCGUCGCCUGCCCGCGAGGGAGGCGGAGAAGCAGAUAUUGGGCCUGCACAGCAACGCUCGCGGCUUCCGGCGGGUGGGCCUCUUCUUGCUGUUUUCCGGGCUGUACUUCGCCUUGGUGUUCUACGGAGUGGACGUGGCUUUCCAGCGCUCUGUGCAACAGGCGCUGAGGGAUCACGUUGCCGGGGUUAAGUACGGUCCGGAUCUGGACAAGACCCAUCAUGACGUCGCCUCCCUCGCGGAUGUUCACCAGUGGGUUCAGGCCUUUUUCCUGAAGACUUACGACGGCACGCAACUGGAGCACCCUUGUACACCUUGCGCCAUCAAGCCCCCGGACGAUGUCUGUGAUGCCUGCGACUUCACUCCCUUAAUCGAAAUGUUUGCCAAUGAUUCGGAUUCUUCUGCCGCCGAUGAUGUCGGCUCCAAAGGGAAAUCCAGCUCCGGCGAGGCGGUAGCAGCGGCUUGGAACGCCCGCAGGAAGGUGGUGGCUGCUUCCGGUGAUAGCAGCAGCAGCAGCAGCAGCAGCACCACCAUGGGCCUGUCUGAGGAGUGUGUGCAGUGCCUGGUGAGCGGGGGUGAUUACAAGGUCGUGAAUGUUGUCAUCUUUGCUGCGGCCAAUUACUUCGUUCGGAGGUCAUCGGAGUAG